AUGCCCCUUAGAUACAUUCGCCGGAAAGUGACCACUGAUAAUGCCGUCACCAUCGCGAUCGCGACAACAGCUGCUGCGACGAAUCUGGCAGGCAUCGCAGCUUUUCCUCCGGUAGCUGUCCCUGCGGCCAUUCUCUUGAAGAUAUUCCAAGUCAUUCAGGAUAUUAAGGCGAAUCAGGAGCAAUGCUACGACCUUGCGUUACGAUGCCUGUCGUUCCUGGAUCUCAUCAGGGACCAAGUACUGGAUCGCAACAGAGAUGUGCCUCUGUCCCUUGUGGAUGCGUUGCGAAAAUUUUCCCAGGCACUGGAAUCCAUUCAUUCCUUUCUCAUGAGUCAAGCUGAGAGCAACUGGCGGACGCGUUUGGUCCGCAAAGGGAGCGUGGAAGCUGCUUUGGCAGCUCUCAAUGCAGAACUCGAUGACACCUUCAACGCGUUCCAGGUAAUUGCUACAUUGAUCAACAUUCACUAUGCGAUAGGUGACAGACUGGUUGCAGGCGCUUCUCAUCAGGUCAACGCCGGGCGACAAGAUUCGAACUUCCCAUCCAUGGGCGGCGAAGCACAGACUAUCUCAAAUGUCUCUGACACUGAGGUGAUUUGCCCAUCACCAGCGCUGUCGCAUUAUGAAUUCGACCACUCUAGUCCAUCCUCAAGGCAGGCUUCUGACGAGUUGACUCUGAUCUAUGAGCCGCCGGUGGAUGCAGUCUCAUCCUGUGCGAGUGGCGAGUUCAAUCAUCUUGAGGAAGAACUUCGAGAACUCGAGGAUCAUGGAUUCCACCGCUAUGACCGCUCUGACCUUACCAUCAAGGGCAGCUCUUGCAUCAAAGAGGGCUGGUGGACCGGGACACGGCACGCUGAUGUCGAAGGACGUGCGCUCCUUGUUAAAAGUUAUGAUGAACCAAGAUAUGCCGCUUCAAAGAAAUGGAUACGCGACGUGAGGAUUCUUCAGAAUGUCUUCCACCCGAAUCUCCCACAGAUGGUUGGGUUCUCGGGCGAGGAAUGUCCGACACCUUUCAUUCUGCUUGCGAAUGUUCAGACAAGGCUUCCACAAGCAUUGGUCUUGGACAAACUUCAGCAUGGAACGCUCGCCGACUGCGUCCUGCUCAUCAGUCGUUUUUAUCUUGACCACAUGGAUGCAGCCUUAUAUCUGCAACAACAGCUACAUCUGUCCGACUCCAAGAUCCAAGACUACGUUGAGAACGCGAGCUAUCGUAUAGACGGUCCACAGACCCUCGUCAUGGGCUUACCUCCACCUGAAGUGGAUCGCUGGGUGUCGGCGCGAAACUACGAUCUGUCCCAUUCGGUCAGACGGGUAUACUUAGAUCUGCUCCCGAGCCGUGGGAUGGUGCCCGAGAAGCCUUACGAGAUGUCUGAGAUCACGACUACCAAUCUAGAAAUGCAGCGCAAAAUCAGUCAUCUCACGCACGCUUUGAACGUCAUUCUACCGAGUUCGCGUUCCGCCCCACGAAUUUCGGAGCUACAAGAGUUACUACAAACAGACGAGAACGAUGCAGAGUCGAUGGCUGCGUCACUGCACCUCCGGAAGCUGAAAGGCGUUGCGCGGGAGCUUCGUACCAACCCUCCUGUCUGGAGGGAAAAGCUCGUCCCCGCCUACACAUACUCGGUGGGCGACCUAGGGUACCUCGAGAGAAAGGGAGACUUUGCAUCUUUCAAAUUGAUUUGCAACAAUGGCGUCGCGGCCCACUCGUACACGUUCCACUGGACGCAUUCCCAUGUCCCGGAAACCGGCAAGGUCGUCGUAGAGCCGAACGCUAAUUACACUGUCACGGCUGUGCAUGAAGAGCAAGUGAAUCCUAUCGGUCCUGCUGGACAGUACGUCUUGGACUAUGGCCGGUAUUUUGCCAAGACACACGGAGUCGAUCCGGAUGACCUGAUGCUCAUCACCCGCGUAGGCGUAGAUCUUCGCUUCAGACUGAAAGGCCCUUUCAAGCCAUUUAUGCAUAACAAUUCGUCUUCAGCAUUCCCUCAACAUGGCUUCGGACAACACUCUCACAUGUCGCGUGGGUUCGGUCACGCCGGGGGAUUUGCACACCAUCCACACGUCGGUCACCACUUCGGGCAGCCCCCUACUCCGCCAACCAUCGUCUACAUAUCAACCUCCAUUGACAAGGCCAGUUCGCCAACUUGGUCGCAAAGCCCGGUGUUCGAUCUGCAGGCGGAGCCGUCUCAUAACGUAGCGGGCUGUACGAUUGGAGCAGAGGCGUGA
Fomitopsis serialis is the source of this 2223-nucleotide messenger RNA. RefSeq lists its product as uncharacterized. The coding region runs from base 1 to 2223 and encodes 740 amino acids. The transcript is spliced from 17 exons. NCBI's taxonomy places the organism in Eukaryota, Fungi, Basidiomycota, Agaricomycetes, Polyporales, Fomitopsidaceae. Gene Ontology annotation, biological process: cell surface receptor signaling pathway. The record is from RefSeq and is a predicted model, not a curated record.